AUGUUUUUCCGCGCAUCCUUCAUUGCUUCGCUGUUGGCAGUUCUGCCUAAGGCUUCAGCAUCAUCGGCAUGCAAGUGCUUUCCUGGGGAUCCUGCCUGGCCCACUGAGAAUGACUGGUCUCAAUUCAACGAGACCAUCGAUGGCCGACUAGUGAAGACCGUGCCUCUCGGUACACCUUGCCAUGAUCCGAACUAUAAUUCUGAGGCUUGUGCAGUCUUGAAGGACGGGUGGCUACUUCCCGAGGAGCACUAUGAAUCGUCUUCCUCGAUUAUGGCGCCGUUCUUUGCUGAGGGGGCUUGCGAUCCAUUCCACCCCGUCUCAAAGCCCUGCACACUAGGCAACUAUGUGCGCUACGGCGUGAAUGUCACCAGCCCGGCUCAGAUUUCCAACACUGUGAAAUUCGCAACGAAGCAUAACAUCCGUCUUGUCAUCCGUAACACCGGCCACGACUACAAUGGCCGAUCCACUGGCGCCGGAGCCCUUGCAAUCUGGACUCACCACCUGAAGGAUCUGUCCAUCGACUCUUACAGUGACGAGCACUACUCCGGAAAGGCCAUUACUAUGGGCGCUGGAAUCCAGGGCUACGAAGCUUACGAGAUCGCCGAGAAGACUGGCUACCAGGUCGUUGGCGGCGAAUGUCCCACCGUUGGUCUUGCCGGUGGCUACACCCAAGGAGGUGGCCACUCCGCACUUGGAUCCCGCUACGGCCUGGCCGCCGAUCAAGUCCUGAAAUGGGAGGUCAUUGACGGCGAAGGCAACUUUAUCACUGCUACCCGCGACAAUGAGCACUCCGAUAUCUUUUGGGCUCUUAGCGGUGGCGGCGCGGGGACUUACGGUAUCGUCUGGUCCAUGACUUCGAAGGCACACCCUGGAACUCCUGUCUCUGGUCUGAACCUAACCUACACGAAUGAGGGUAUCUCUCAAGAUACCUUCUACGAUUCCAUCGAGACCUUUCACGCGACGCUGCCCGCUAUUGUGGACGCAGGUGCUAUGAGCGUCUGGUACUUCACCAAUGCCAGCUUCUCUAUUGCUCCCAUCACCGGUCCCAACAUCCCUGUCGCUGACUUGGUGACGCUCCUCAAGCCCUUCACCGACAAGCUCGACAAGCUCGGCAUCAAGUACAAUACGGUUUCCAAGCAAUACGAGAGCUACUACAGCCAGUUCAAGGAUAUGCAGGGCGUCAUCCAGGUUGGCACUGCCCAGUAUGGAGGUUGGCUAGUCCCGAGAUCGGUCGUUCAGGACAACAACCACGCCCUGCUGACUGCCUACCGUGAGAUCACCGAGGCGGGCGGCACCUUCAUCGGCGUCGGCUUGAACGUCUCCCACAAGGUGUCAGGAGACGUCCACAAUGCAGUCCUCCCUGCUUGGCGGGACACCCUGAUUGAUACCACUUUGACGACUCCAUGGGAGUGGGAUAACUCUGCUCUCAUGUUGGAGCGCCAGCGCCAAAUGACUGAGGAUUUUAUUCCUAAGCUGACUGCGCUUUCUCCCAAGUCCGGUGCUUAUAUGAAUGAGGGUGACUUCCAACAGCCCAACUUCAAGGAGGUCUUCUAUGGUACCAACUAUGAUACCUUGCGCAAGAUCAAGGCCAAGUAUGAUCCGAACGAUAUCUUCUACGCCAGAACCGCCGUUGGGUCUGACGAGUGGACCGAGAGCGAGGAUGGCCGCUUGUGCAAAGCGAUCUAA
Messenger RNA from Penicillium egyptiacum, 1686 nucleotides. The record is from the annotation of a GenBank genome assembly. Lineage: Eukaryota; Fungi; Ascomycota; Eurotiomycetes; Eurotiales; Aspergillaceae.